Spathaspora passalidarum NRRL Y-27907 is the source of this 2004-nucleotide messenger RNA. RefSeq lists its product as uncharacterized. The transcript has a single exon. The annotation marks the transcript as partial. The record is from RefSeq and is a predicted model, not a curated record. Lineage: Eukaryota; Fungi; Ascomycota; Pichiomycetes; Serinales; Debaryomycetaceae.
AAGAAAGGCACACCACACAUUCAAAGUCGUCGUUUUUUUUAUCAUGAGCUCAUCCAAAGAGGAAAUAUCCGAGGUUAAAGUGUCGGUGCAGACUUCUACACCACCAGAAACAAUGGAUUCAUCUGUCGACAUUGCCAACUCCAACGUUAAACGAAAGCGUAAACAUAAGCCAGAAUCGUUAAAACUUUCAGGCAUUGGUAAUAAUAACGCCGACGUAGCUCUUCGGAUUGUGAGUCCAGGAUUGCCUUCUCUCAGUGAAGAAAUGAAUUCAACGGUCCAACUACUGAAACAGAUCCAAUUACAACAACGUAAGUUGAUUGCCGCUCGUCAAACUGUUAAUGGCGAUUCUCCCGAGAUCAAGGAUGAAGGUGAGGAAGAAAAUGAAGGGGACGAUAGUGAUAGUAUCAAAUCGCCGGUUUAUGCUUCUGAUGAUUCAGAAUUAACUAGAUUAUCCCAGGUGAGAAAUAAACGACUUAAACGAACAAAUCUUCCUGAACCCUUACAUAUUGAUGGAGAUACUUCAAUAAGACCUACUAUCCAAUCAGCUCCAAUUAGGCAGAGAGCCAGACCGGCACAUUCCAUGUACCAAUAUCAACCACCUCGUCCUCAGCAACAGCAGCAGCAGACGCAACAACUGCCACCAGUUCAAGCUUAUCCUAAUGUGGGGCCAUAUUAUUAUGUUGGAGGACCUUAUCAACAAUAUUAUCCUGCGCCUAUUCCAAGAACUCAGCAUCGGUUAGCCAAUGCUCAAAUCACCUAUAGUACAUUAAGACCACUCCAUUCUUCCUAUCCUUAUGCACAACCAGCACGAGUAAGGUUUGCACCUUAUACUUCGACUGUCGCACAUUUUCCACACAGAGCAGCCCAGCAACAGGCCCAACAAACACAACAGGCUCAACAACAUCAGCAACAACCACAGCAGCAAGGACAAGCAUCCGAGAGAAGAAGAACUAUUAGUAAUACUGUAACUGAUGUGUAUCAUGGCGAUCUUCAACGAGCAGCCCCAUUACAUUCACAACCAUUGUCUUCACAACGAGAAUAUUUCCAAGGACGUGAGAGAAAAGAUGAGGAUGAAGAUGAAAGUGUGACUGAGGAUGAAGUUAGAGAAAUGGAACAAAAGUAUAAGGAGAUCAGUGGCAGGCUCCCACCGGUGCCACAAUAUGUUAAUAUUAAUCAAGGAUAUUAUUCUAGUCAACAACAGCAACCAACAAGUACUAGUCCUCCAGGCGAGAUUUUUGGCAGUAUUAAUUUAAUGAAUGUUAGUAUUUUUAAUUUUAAGAUAUUUGAGAAGAAGGAAGAGGAAGGAGAGGAAGCUGAAAGUGAGGAAGAAGAAGAAGAAGAAGAGAGGGAAGAAGGCGGAGAAGAAGAAGAAGAAGAAGAAGAAAAAGAGGAAGGACAAGAAGACGAACAGAAGAAAGAGGAGAUCGUAGAGAGGUCUGAUGUGUCUGAAAAAUCUGAUAAAGACAAUAAAGAAGAUAAAGAAGAUUCAAAAUCAGAAAAGGAUGAUUUAUCAAGGGAAAAGGAAAAGUUUUUAAAGAUCUGUGAAACUUGUUGGGAUGAAUUUAUUAAAUCAAGAAAUGUAUAAGAUAUUUAGAAUAUUAAUUGAGAAACCACCGCAUUAUGAAAUGUACAUUUAACGAAUGCUUGUAGUUAUUAAAGAACUAUCAGACAACUUGCAAUAUGCUUCGAUAUUAGUUUGAAACACUUUGUUCGUUGUGAAAAGGGUCUAGAUCUGUUCCUUAAGGUGCAGAUUUUAUAAUUAUAUUAUAGUUCGUAAUAAGCCUCUAAUUACAAAGAUCUAUUUCUUGGAUUGUAUUAUUUCAGCUUUAGUAGCUUCAGCUUGCAGAUAUUGGUAAUCUAAAAGGGUCUAGAUCCAUUGAAUUUAACAAACCCCAAUUUUUUUUUCUGUUUAGAUCUUCAACUUUGUAACCACUUAAGUUACUCCGGAAUAGCUUUAUCCCGUUAAACGUCCGUAGUCAUCAAUGCUCUAUACCGUCUGAACGU